AUGCCAUCUGUAUGGCUCGUCUGGCUUAUCGUUCAGGAGUAUGGAUAUUCGCUGAUUGCUUCCAGCAAACUUUACGGCUCAACGAACGUGCCGGAUGAAGUACAUUGCCGGACUGGUACCAAUCGAACACUACCAUCAUCCUUUCCGGUCGACUAUCAACGGUUGCAGCCGACCAAACAGCAGCAGUACAUCGAUUACAAGCUGCACUACGGUUUGCGAUAUAACCCGAGCAAACCGAACGUUCGCAACGGUACGCAGGAGCAGCAUCCUUUGCGCGAGCGUAAAAAGUUUCUUCCGCCCAAGACGCCAUACGAACCGCCAUUGUUGAGCGUGUUUCACAUCAUUUCGUUCGUGAAUGGACCGUGCGUGCCGCGACGGCAAGUAUCUACCGUGGAGGGAAACGUUGGACACGACAAUGGGACCAUUUGGACUGGUGUCUGCUAUCACGAGCAGGAAUGCAACCUGCUGAACGGCACACCGAUGGACAGUUGCGCCGGAGGGUUUGGCGUGUGCUGCGUGUUUCGGUUCGGGUGCGAUGGUAAAACAGAGCAGAAUGUAAGCUAUUUUCAUAGCCCGCACUACCCACUGCCCGCCACCGAUGCUUUACCGUGUGGCUUUACACUGGUGUUACAGCGCGCGGUUCAACAAGUGCUACUAGAGUUUCUGUUCUUUGAACUACAACCACCACAGCUGGGUAACUGUGUCGAGGAUCAGCUUAUCGUGUCGGUGCAGAACGAUCAGCGUGUUUACCCAGUGCUGUGUGGCAUCAACACUGGACAGCACAUGUAUCUGGACAUCGAUCGAGCAUACUCACACCGUCUGUAUCUGAGCGCCGUCUUCAACUCCAAACAACCGCGAGCCUUUCUCGUGAAGAUAACGCAGCUUGCAAAUCGUCGAGCUCCAGCCAGCUGCCUGCAAUUUCAUGAGGGUGUGAGUGGAGUACUAAAAUCGUUCAACUACGACAACAACUCGGUUCUGGUGACGAACCGCAAAGCAAGCUAUUUCAACAAUCUUAAUUAUGCCAUCUGCAUCCGAAGGCAACCAAUGUUCUGCAAUGCCGUGCUGGCCAAUAUCGACACAUCGAACGGGAAUGAGAACACUUUUCAGUUGGUUAACAUAGCGGACGAUGGUAGCAGUAUCGUCCCACCCAACCAGGCGGGCGUGGAAGUGUUUAGCUGUCCGGAUGAUUUCAUCGCCAUCAACUUUGUACGACUGUGUGGCGAGCGUUUGAACGACGGAAGUUUGGUUGCCGAUGCCAGUAUCAACAAGCCGGUUACGUACAGCAGCGCUGGUCCGAUUGUAAUAGCCGUGCAUACCGACCGUUCCACCGUUGGUCGGGGGUUUAAGCUCACAUACACGCAGCUCGUCUGCACAAAUAAAAUACGUUAG
Molecule: messenger RNA, 1389 nt
Organism: Anopheles marshallii
Lineage: Eukaryota; Metazoa; Arthropoda; Insecta; Diptera; Culicidae
Exons: 6
Coding region: 1-1389 (462 amino acids)
Source: RefSeq, a predicted model, not a curated record